Messenger RNA from Austrofundulus limnaeus, 1967 nucleotides. It is a transcript of the gene ccdc134, whose product is annotated as coiled-coil domain containing 134. The record is from RefSeq and is a predicted model, not a curated record. Lineage: Eukaryota; Metazoa; Chordata; Actinopteri; Cyprinodontiformes; Rivulidae. The coding region runs from base 544 to 1233 and encodes 229 amino acids. The transcript is spliced from 7 exons.
AUAUCGGUCCAGUGUUUCAUGAGAUAUUUUGCUAACAGACACAUGCGCAUAGCCCGCCUUUCGUUUCCGCGUGAUAAAUGUCACUCUAGCAUCUACUCGUUUGAAAAUGUUUAACAAUGAUUUUACUGAAAACACAUUUGACGUGGCUCACUGAGAAACCAUUUUAUUAGAGGGCAGAAGGAAACUGCGAGACUACGCCGGUGCGUCGCCCUAAACGGUCCGUGCGGAAACGAGCACGUCGUCGUCCUCCGCCUUCUUCAGCGCUGUCAUUCGUCCAUAUCAAGCCAGCCGGUGCGAUCGUGGCGCUGGUGGAGUGGAGCAUCGAGAGCCGCAUGUAAAUGAUCCGACCGCCCCGCUGCUGUCACCUGAAGAUCGAGAGGGGGAAGAAAAACCCGCCUGACUCGACUUUUUUAAAUUUAUUUUUAUUCCCCCCCCAUUCUGACCGGGGAUAAAGAAGGUUAAAGUGCUCCGGAGCCAACGCUGCCUGCUAAUCGCUGUUUGCUGCUGCUGCUGGGAGUGCCUCUCUGCUGCCCCCUGGUGACCAUGUGGACUGUGAGCGCUGUGAUCCUGGCCCUGGCAUCUGCCUCCCUCAGCUCGGCAGACUCCGACACGCAGAGACCACGACACGACUCCAACCUGGAGAUCUACAAGCGGCUGUUUGAGACCAAGAGGAAAGACCAGCUGAAUGCUUUGAAGAAUCUUGUCGAGCUGAACGACAUCAACCAGCAGUACAAGAUCAUAGACAUUAUGCUCAAAGGGCUUUUUAAGGUGUUGGAAGACUCGAGACAAAUCUUGGUGGCGGCCAACAUGCGGCCCGAUGACCCCUUCCCCAUGGAUGAUAAGAUUAAAGAAGCUUAUUCCCACGUUGUGGAGAACACGGCGUUUUUUGGCGACGUGGCGCUGCGCUUCCCUCGUAUCGUCCACCACUACUACGACCGCAACUCUGACUGGAGCGGCCUGCUGCGCUGGGGGCUUCAGUUCUGUAACCAGACGGGAGUUUUCACAGGAGGAGCCCACCAGCACGUCCUCACACUUAUGUCGCAGGAGCUGGGAAUAACAGAGAAAUCCCCAGACUUUAUAAACCCGUACCGCACAGAAAGAGAUGAUGUUCUGCACACUGCCGAAGCUUUCCAGAAGAUCCUGAGGGAGGAGGAGAAGAGGAGGAGGAAGGAGGAGAAGAGGAAAGAAAUCCGAAAAGGCCCCCGCAUCUCCCGCUCUCGCUCUGAACUAUAGCGCCUCACAUCGGCGCGAGCAAUAAAUAAAAGGGAGCAGAAGAAGAGCGAGCGUUUAUGAAGUCCACGAGACUGUGACGACAGCUGGGGGGUGGGGGGGGACAAAACGCUGCCGUCCACUGUAACGAAAGCAAGGUGCUCUGAUGUAAACAACAGAGGAAACCUCAACGAAGACACAAAACUAGAGAGGAAGAGGAGGUUAGUCAGGUUCUGAUGAGGGUUUAAACUUGCCCAUCAGCAGUCGUUUCUAAUUGAAGAAUCAUACAGGAUGUUUAGAAAACAAGAGAAACACGUUCUCUGAACUCAUGAGGAUUAUCCAGCUGAACGUUGGAACAUUAUUCAUUUGAGAAAGUUUAUUUCAGAACUUUACAAACCCUAAUGUAAUGUGUCUGGUCUAGAUUUAUUAUGUGUGAAACCCGUAUGCUUUAAAUAUGUGUUUGCUGGGUAUAAAUUUAACCUCAUUAAAACAUGGCCUGGUUUUGUUUGGUUUAAGAUUAAUUUUUAUUUCAAUUUAUUAUUUUUUUUUACUGGAAACUGUUGGGUACUUUUAACAGGAAAUAGACUUAAGUCAUUGCAGCAUAAGUAAUACCACUUAAAAUGUUUUAUUUGCAUAAAGCACAAUAUAAUUUUAUAUAAAUGUUGGUUGUAUUGUGUGUGGAUCCCUAUAAUUGUCACUCUUCGCUUUAAAGAUUUUAAUUUUACCAUUUGUUUAUGUGGGCCUUCACCUUGUCUCAG